This is a messenger RNA of Lindgomyces ingoldianus, 1191 nucleotides long. RefSeq names its product alpha/beta-hydrolase. Bases 1 to 1191 code for a protein of 396 amino acids. The record is from RefSeq and is a predicted model, not a curated record. Lineage: Eukaryota; Fungi; Ascomycota; Dothideomycetes; Pleosporales; Lindgomycetaceae. The transcript has 3 exons.
AUGACUGGAAUAGUCACUCCAGACAACGUUGUCCAGUUCCGAGCGGUACCUUACGCGACCAUUCCAUCGCGAUUCCAGCAGUCCGUCCUUCUCAACGACCUCUUCAGUACAUCCAGAGACUUCACCAAACCAGGCUUCGCAUGUCCGCACACUUUGGCCACAGACGCCGUCGGUGGUGGACCCUUCCCCAACGAACCGGCUUCCUCGGACUUCCCAACCUCUGAAUUCGGAUGCCUAAUCCUACAGAUCAACGUCCCAUUAUCAUAUCUAGAAGGAGAUUCAGCAAAGUUUCCUUCCCUCCCAGUAGUAGUUUAUAUCCACGGCGGAGGCUUUGUACUCGGCAAAAUCGACCAACAGCACAACACUGCUUACAUCGUGGAGCAGUCCAUAAAUGACGAUCAACCUAUAAUUGCAGUCAACCUCCAGUACCGGCUCGGGGCGCUAGGUUACUUGGCUACACCUGGUGGUGCGAACUUAGCGUUGUAUGAUCAACGGAAUGCCCUUCUUUGGAUUCAGAAAUUCAUGGUGGGCUUUGGAGGCGACCCAUCCCGAGUGACAGUUUUCGGCGAAUCUGCAGGCAGUAUGUCGAUAUGCUACCAAAUGCUUUGUUCUCCACCUACCUCCGGCCCGCUGUUCAGUCGUGCAAUUUUAAUGUCCGGUAUCAUCGGGCCAAUGACUGCGCCAAUGCCUCUGCGUGAAGCUGAGAAGUUGUAUGAGAAGUUUUUGGACGCAUUGGAGAUUCAGGAACGAGGGGAGCUGGCUUAUCAGAAAAUGAAAACGCUAGAUGUGCAGCACAUUGUGGAUGUGAGCAGCAAACUAUCAGCAGAGGGAGUGAUGUGGAUCCCUGUUCAGAGCGAGGAGUGGUUUGGGAAGGAUAAGGGGGUUGUAACAUGGGAUAGGAUUCCAGAACUCCUUGGGGAGUGCAACUGGGUCGAUGAAGUGGUCCUUGGAACUACUGGCUUUGAAGGCACUACGUUCAUAUCCGCCCUCCAGUCUCUGACUCCAUCAAACUUCACGACCGCAAUAGCAGAGCAACUUGGCGAUGAAAACGCAUCUUCGCUCUUACAAGCAGUGUGUCCAACCGUUAGUACACCUAAUAGUACAGUACUGCAGUACACUGAUUUUGGUCACGUACGUACGUACAGGGCAUCUACUCAGUAUACUGUACUAUACGUGAGGCUGCUGUACUAA